GAAUUGACCAAACACUCCCUCCUCCCAAUUUCCCAAUUCCAGUACUUUAAGCCAGCUCCUCAUCCCUGCAAAUUUUCUCCACGUGCGCCGAUCGAAUGUAACCUCCCUAACAACUGACGAUGUCUUCGCACGAGCAAGCCCUCGUGUCCCUCCUGUCCCAACUAGCGCUCUCCUUAGAUGGCGCCGUUUUGGGCAUGGCCUUGGCCUACGCCGCCGCGCGCUCCGUUCUCAAGUUCACCGCCACGUCGUCCGCUCUCCGCAAAAUCCGCAGGGCUCCAUCGCUCGAAGUCUCGGACCUCCGCUCAAUCCUGCCUGUCGAAGACUCCUCCUCCGGCCCGUCACAGCAGUCCGAUCAAAUGAUUGUCGUCGUCCGCGGCACCGUUGAGGCCAAAUCCGCCGUCGAUCUCAACUGGAAGAGCUUCAAGCCCAAUGUCUUGGUCUCACAGGAGUCCGGAGACAAAGCCGUUAUCGUUCAAAGGACUCAAACGUGUAUCUACAAUGAAUGGAAGGGCUUUUUUGGCUGGACUUCUGAUCUACGCGCAAUAUUUGCGAGAUCUUGGAGAGAGCAAGAAUCAACCUCAUUAAGAACGGUUCCUUUUGUUCUUGUUGAAGGUUAUGGAUGGCAACAUUCUGAUUUUGUUGUUGUGAACAUGGAUGGCUCAAGACAUCCCCUCCCUCUCACAACAAUUUAUCAUCAACUGCAGCCCAUUAGUGCUUCUCCAUAUACGUUCCUUCAGGCACUUUUUGGUCAUGAAUAUCCUGUUGGCUUGCUUGACGAAGAGAAAAUCCUUCCAUUAGGAAAGGAUAUCACUGCUGUUGGUGUGUUCAGUUUUAAAAAUGGAAUUCCUGAGAUCAAGUCAUGCAAGGAUCUUCCCUACUUUUUGUCUGACAUGACCAAGGAUCAGAUGAUCAUAGAUCUUGCCUUCAGGAGCAAAGUACUUCUGUGGAGUUGUAUUGCUCUCGGUUCACUGUCAAUUGGUGUACUUGGCUAUGCAGUUGUGAGGAAUUGGAAUCGAUGGAAAGAGUGGAGGCAACAAAGACAGCUCCAGCAACCAAGACAGGCCGCAAGUGAUGACGUGCACUCUCGGGUUGCAGCAGAGGAGGAGGAGAUGGGAGAAGUUCCAGAUGGAGAGUUGUGUGUGAUCUGUCUGAUGAGGAGAAGGCGAUCUGCAUUCAUUCCAUGUGGGCAUAUGGUGUGUUGCCAACGCUGCGCCAUCUCAGUUGAACGGGAAUCGACACCCAAGUGUCCUGUCUGUAGGCAGGAAAUACGGAAUUCGUUGCGGAUAUAUGAUUCUUGAGGAGUUUGCUUAUGUGGGACGAGUCUCUGUAUUUGUCAGAUACAUGUAAUUGUUGUUCUCCCCUUGUUCCAGGCUUUAGGGGUUUAAGGAGGUAUAGUUAAAUCUUUUUUUGUGGAAAUAAGUUUAUAGGGAAAUCUGAUGUGAAUAUAUCAAGCAAAGUGAUGCAUAUUGCUUUGCUUGGUUACUGAGAUGUGACUUGUUAGAAUUCUAUAAUAGGUUGAGAAUUGUAAAUUGUGUAAAUUAUACUUUCUUUACCCUUUCUCUGCAACUUUUUGACUAGUGACUUGAAAUCUAAAGAAUGGGUUUUGGGAUUAA
Molecule: messenger RNA, 1613 nt
Organism: Corylus avellana
Lineage: Eukaryota; Viridiplantae; Streptophyta; Magnoliopsida; Fagales; Betulaceae
Gene: SPL2
Product: E3 Ubiquitin ligase family protein
Biological process (GO): protein ubiquitination; organelle organization
Molecular function (GO): ubiquitin-protein transferase activity
Source: RefSeq, a predicted model, not a curated record